Auxenochlorella protothecoides is the source of this 264-nucleotide messenger RNA. RefSeq lists its product as hypothetical. The transcript has 2 exons. The record is from RefSeq and is a predicted model, not a curated record. Bases 1 to 264 code for a protein of 87 amino acids. NCBI's taxonomy places the organism in Eukaryota, Viridiplantae, Chlorophyta, Trebouxiophyceae, Chlorellales, Chlorellaceae.
AUGUCCAAGAUUUGCACCCCCACAAACGACGAGCCAUGCUACUUCUACCAUUUCAUCGAGUGCCUUCCUCGCGGGGUGAAGUCGUGCGCCAAACUCUGGACGUCGGUGGAUGGAAUGGGCACAGGCAACCAGGGAGGCGUCAACUGGGGCAACAACAACACAGGCAUCAAGAACCGGGGCACCUUCCUCUCCAUUGAGAAAGCCAAUACCUACCUCACACGAACAGAUCCCACCACUGAUGUCGCCAUAUUUUUCAUCGACUGA